Molecule: messenger RNA, 921 nt
Organism: Adineta steineri
Lineage: Eukaryota; Metazoa; Rotifera; Eurotatoria; Adinetida; Adinetidae
Source: the annotation of a GenBank genome assembly
AUGUCAUUACAAUACGCUGGUGAACAGCUCACAGCCUAUGGUGGUAUCUUUCUUCUUGUCACAGGUGUAACGGGGGAUGCUUUGAAUAUUUUCAUUUUUUUAACUAUACGUAUCUAUCGCACGACUCCCUGCACAUUCUUUUUUCUUGUUGGCUUAACCCACGACAUUGGUCAACUAUUGAUCAGUCUUACCGAGCUUAUUUUUAAAACAGGUUAUGGAAUAGAUCCAACUCGGACGUCAACUUUCUUGUGUAAAUCACGACUGUAUCUUGUAAAUGGUUUUGCCACCGUUUCAUUAAGUUGCUCGUGUUUGGCAGUGAUCGAUCAAUUUCUGGUCACGUCAAGAAGUGCUCGUCUUCGUGGAUGGAGUAACAUAACAUGGGCUUAUCGGCUUGCUCUCGUGGCAUUUAGUAUCGCAUGGCUGACUAGUAUUCCAAUAGCAAUUCAUACCGAGAUUUUACCAACUAUUAGUACGUGUAUCCCCGAUGCUAAUCUUACUGCCUAUCUUCCAUUUGCAAGUCUUCUUACUUUAUCUGCCCUUCCCGUCUCGGUGAUGCUCACUUUUGGCUAUUUAGCUUAUCGAAAUAUUCGUCUGACGACAGCUCUUACGCGACACCGAGUUGACCGUCAAUUGACAAGAAUGAUUUGCAUGCAAGUCAUUCUCAUAGCUGUUUGUCAAAUUCCAUAUGGCAUCUUUAAUGCUUACACCCUACUCACCGCUAACGUCACCAAAGAUGCCGAUCGUCUGGAUAAAGAGCUGUUUGCUUCCAGAAUCGCAGCUCUACUUAAUUAUGGCACUUCCUCUGGAAACUUCUACGUCUUCUUAGUGACAUCCAGUCGAUUUCGUCAAAUAGUGAAGGAUAAAAUCUUCUGGUGGCGACCACAGAAUCAAAUUGGUCCAGUGACAGUCGAAACGACGUGA